Molecule: messenger RNA, 478 nt
Organism: Mytilinidion resinicola
Lineage: Eukaryota; Fungi; Ascomycota; Dothideomycetes; Mytilinidiales; Mytilinidiaceae
Exons: 2
Coding region: 8-478 (156 amino acids)
Source: RefSeq, a predicted model, not a curated record
GUCCGCAAUGGCGAAAGGCUCCAGACUAUCUUCAUCCCCGAGUCCGAGACUCGUCGUCGCACCACCUCCCUUCUCCUCUGCCCGUGCCGCCUUCGGCGGGGACACUUCUGGUACUGCGACGAACCCGACGCGCACUAUGGCACCCUAUCCAAUUUCAAAGAGCGCCAUUACUCCCCAUAUGGCGUCUUUAUUUGCCCAAACAAGUGGUGUGACGGGCAUCCGUACCCGCAUCACCCUUGUUACAGCACAGAGUAUGAAUGACGUGAGGGAUGAGGUGCUGAAGCAGGGCAACGGAGUGGAUAAGUGGCAGAAUGAUAUUGAUGAGAUGUGGACGAUUCUGAGGACGAAGGACUGGGAGAAAGACCACGAUCCGGGGAAGGACUACAAUGGAGGUUUGGACAAGAGGAUGAAGAAGUUGAGUAGGAAGCUGAAGGCAAGGGAGGAGCAGGAGAGGAGGGGGAGGGAGAGGGAUGGGUGA